AUGGAAAAUUUUUAUCCAUUUAAUCGCCAAACCGAAAAUUUUCUCAAUUAUUCAGACGAUGAGAGAAGCACCAGUAAGGCUAGUAACCUUACUCACCGAGAAGAUAAUCUGUAUGAGGUCCCAGUUGGUAUAAUUAUCCUGUUGUCCAUUUGUUACGGGUCAAUAUCUCUCGUAGCCGUGAUUGGUAACUUCUGUGUCCUGUGGAUUGUCGCCACAAGCCGCCGGAUGCAGACGGUCACCAACUUUUUCAUCGCAAAUUUAGCCUGUGCUGAUAUCAUUAUCGGUCUUUUCUCUAUCCCGUUUCAGUUUCAAGCUGCUCUACUUCAGCGCUGGGUUUUACCCAACUUUAUGUGCGCCUUCUGUCCGUUUGUUCAGGUUCUGUCAGUCAACGUGAGUAUUUUCACUCUGACAGCCAUCGCCCUUGACCGCUACCGGGCAGUCAUGUCUCCGCUGAAAGCCCGCACUUCCAAACUAAGGGCUAAGCUCUCCGUACUCGGUAUCUGGGCUUUUUCUGCAGCUCUUGGGGUUCCCAAUGCUGUGGCUCUUCGUGUAAGUCUAUUAGAUGACCCCGCCACUGGGAACAAAACUAAACCCUUCUGCCAAAAUUCUGGAAUCUCACCUUUAGCUUGGAGAACGUACAACCACAUUCUGGUCUCCCUUCAAUACUUUGUGCCUUUAUUUAUAAUCAGUUACGCUUACAUUCGGAUGGGCAUACGACUAAGGCAAAAUCAGACUCCGGGCAAUGCUCAAGGACAACGAGACGCAAACAUUCUUCGAAAUAAGCAGAAGGUUAUCAAAAUGCUGUUCAUCGUGGUAGCUGUGUUUACCAUAUGUUGGUUACCAUUCCAAACAUACAAUAUUUUACAAGAAGUCUACCCUGCAAUCAACGAGUACAAGUACAUCAACGUUAUCUGGUUCUGCUGUCAUUGGUUGGCUAUGAGCAACUCCUGUUAUAAUCCCUUCGUGUACGCUAUUUACAAUGAAAGAUUCAACACGGAAUUCAGAAGUCGUUUCACAUGUUGUAAGACGUCGUUUCGAAGACAAGAAAAGGAUCAGAACGAACUUGACUAUUCCUUGUCAUCUAGAUACGGGUGACAAUUAACAGAAACUUUUUUAUAGGGAGAAAGACGAAGAGGUUAACUGCUCUGACAUAUGAAUAUAUAUAAAGUUUUUUAAUUAGCCAAGUGAAGACAAUCCACCGAAGAACGUAACUUGCUUUAGCAAGAACUUCUGCUACAAUAAAAAAUAAAUGUUCUUGUUAGCGGAUAGUAAAGGGAAAUAUCAAGUGUAAUAUACCUUUUUUCUGCUCUUCAAAUAGUUGCGUAUUGUUUACAUGAAACGUAACAUAUCAUUCGCUUAGAGAACAUAUUAAAGAACUGUGAAAUUACAUGAAAGAAACACUGGAGUUGUUAUAACUAUUUAAAGGAUAUUGAGGCAGUUUUUCACACAUAGAUACUGGAUGUAUAAUAGAAAAUCAGAUGGAGGUCAUUGAUGAAAACGUUGUUUUUUUUUUCUACAAUAAACAGAAUUACGCAAAAUUUUAAAGAAUACCCAACGAAAGACGGCUAUAUAAGACAUUUAAUGUCGAAAGUAGCUUCAGUGUUGGCUACGAAAACUAAACAUAUACGUCUGUAAAAGUUAACAUAAAUUAGUGACGUCGUAGCUUUUCAUGAAAUGCAUGAAUUUGCAUGAAAUAUAUGAAUAACUUUAUGUGUAUCUCUCUUUCUCUCUCUCGGGCUAAAACAAACAACUCAAGUUAAUAUCCAAGUUUCGAACUUAUUAGCCAGUUAAUAGGUUUCAUCUUCGUUAGUAUCGAAAAUGAGUUAAACCUGUGUUCUUGUUAUUUCAGAUAUAGAUUCGUCAUAAUACAAACAAACUAAAAUAUUUAAAUGGUAAACGAUGCGAUCGUAAUUAGAAUUAGAUUACAGAUAUCGGAUUCCACUCGUUCUGUAUACCCAUAUAAAUCAUUGAACAAAGAGGAAUUAAGCCACUAAAACAACAAUUUCUCGUUUUCGCAAUCGGUCGAUAUCUCUCUCCCCUUUCCAGAAGUUCAAAAAGGAUUAAUAGAACUGUCUAACGAUAAGUAACUAAUACCACUAAUGAAACGCUUACGUUUUCUUUUAGACUUUGUUCCAGUAAACAGUUUACGUUGUAAUUAAGGUAAACCAGCAAAUAAAUUGUUUUGUGAUAAGCAAAUAUAAUCCUCUUCUGACUUACCCGGAAGGUGAAAGCGAAGAGGUUGAUUGAGUGAGGAAACAAAAGAACCUCUUUCAUUAUAUACAAUCCAGUUUAAGAUGAAGCUGUUGAUAUCAGCUAAAUAGAAACAAUAGUGUCAAGACUUAUCUUGUUUUAGAACUGAAACGAAAAUAGUAUUCAAUCGAAAUUCACUUCCAGUUUCAAAAUGUGGAAACAUUCAUGAAAAUUAGAUCACGUUUUCCAUAGUUAGCGAUUGUGUGACAUAUAUAACGUACUGUACAGGAUCACGUGUUUCAGUACUAGCGGAUGAAACAGCAACCGUAGAAGAUUUAUUUUCUGUACUUAGGGAAGGAUGGUAGGUAGAACUGGAAUAAUAAGGAUUGUAUUGGUUUAAUUAUUUUUAUAGCAAGUCGUUUCGCAUUAACCGAUCCAUUCUUCAUAAGUGAAUACGAUUACUUUGUUCGUUGUCUGUGUAAGCCAAUUUUCUAAGAAUCAGAAUGCUUGGUCAAUAACAAAUAAAAUCUACAAAAAUAAUAAUUUUAUGGAUAAUGAAACGUAUUCUUGAAAUACUCAGAUUUAAACGCAAUUUGUGUUUAUCCCUUCCAGUCGUGGUAUUAGUGUUAACAAGUAAUACCUAUUUUGUACUUGUAAUUAUCGACGCAAUAUAAAACAUAUACCAGACAGAAGGUAUUAAAGUUAUAUAAUAUCACUUUGUUCAGCGUCCUUCUCCUAAAACAUUCUACAGUUAAUUACUUCCUACUUAAACUAGCAAGAAUCGUUAUUAAAUUCAGACGAACUGUUAAACCUUCUUUUAUCAGAAUACUUGCUCAUUAAUGAAAGUAGUAGAAGUUUUUAAUGCUGUAGAGAAACACAGUUUAAUAUAUGGGUAUAUGUUGCUAUAAUACGCAUUAAAGCUUAAACACAUUAAUCAUUAUUUAGCCAAUAAAAC
Molecule: messenger RNA, 3145 nt
Organism: Limulus polyphemus (Atlantic horseshoe crab)
Lineage: Eukaryota; Metazoa; Arthropoda; Merostomata; Xiphosura; Limulidae
Product: tachykinin-like peptides receptor 99D
Exons: 4
Coding region: 1-1095 (364 amino acids)
Biological process (GO): G protein-coupled receptor signaling pathway
Cellular component (GO): membrane
Molecular function (GO): neuropeptide Y receptor activity
Source: RefSeq, a predicted model, not a curated record